Topomyia yanbarensis is the source of this 1104-nucleotide messenger RNA. RefSeq lists its product as uncharacterized. The transcript has a single exon. Gene Ontology annotation, biological process: DNA integration. NCBI's taxonomy places the organism in Eukaryota, Metazoa, Arthropoda, Insecta, Diptera, Culicidae. Gene Ontology annotation, molecular function: nucleic acid binding. Bases 1 to 1104 code for a protein of 367 amino acids. The record is from RefSeq and is a predicted model, not a curated record.
AUGGCUCAACGAGAAGAUUUCCCGGAAGAAUUCAAUGACUUGACUGGGGGCGAACGAAUUGUUAAGUCGAGUGCCAUGAAGUUCUUAAGCCCUCAGUUAGACGAUACUGGAAUCAUACGUGUUGGAGGUCACCUGAGCAACGUAAACUGCUCCGAACCGAUGAAACAUCCUAUCAUACUCCGAGCAAAACAUUCCCUGAGUGUACUUCUAGCAUCUCACUACCACAAACUCCUGUUACAUGCCGGUCCUCAACUCAUGCUUGCCAGCCUGCGUCAAAAAUUCUGGAUUCUGGGAGGCAGAAACCUGGUACGCCACACAUACCACAAAUGUCACACCUGUUUUCGCAGCAAGCCGGUGUUGAUCCAGCAGAGCACUGCCGAUCUACCAGCCUCUCGUGUCACUCCCACGCGUCCAUUUUCGGUUUGUGGCAUCGAUUAUUGUGGGCCCUUUUACAUUAAAUCGCAAGUCCGCAAGCGUGGGCCUACAAAAGUAUACGUGGCCAUCUUCAUAUGUUUUUCUACACGAGCGAUCCACAUUGAGCUCGCAAGCGACCUCUCUACUGCUGCCUUCUUGGCCGCCCUUCGCCGUCUGGUUGCUCGUCGCGGAAAGGUGAGUGAACUUCACUCCGAUAACGCAACGGCCUUCAAAGGGGCCUCCCACGCACUCAAUCGGGUUUAUCGAAUGCUCAAGGCAGAAGAAGCCGAUCGCAAUCAGAUUUUCAGCUGGUGCGCCAACAAUGAGAUACGGUGGAAAUUUAUACCACCGCGCGCACCGCACUUCGGAGGACUGUGGGAAGCCGCAGUUAAAUCUGCCAAAUCCCACCUACUAAAGGAAAUGGGCAACACUACUAUCGCGUACGAGGACAUGUUGACCUUACUUGCACAGGUCGAAAUGUGCCUAAAUUCACGUCCAUUAACACCACUACCAUCCGAUGCUUCUGAUCUAGAAGCUUUGACUCCGGGGCACUUCCUAGUCGGGUCGAGUCUUCAAGCUGUUCCUGAACCAUCCGUGAAGGACGUCGCUGAGAAUCAUCUCAACCAUUGGGAACAAACACAACGGCACCUUCAACGAAUCUGGGCCCGAUGGUAUCCGGAAUAUUUAUAA